Messenger RNA from Catharus ustulatus (Swainson's thrush), 2192 nucleotides. It is a transcript of the gene IDH3B, whose product is annotated as isocitrate dehydrogenase (NAD(+)) 3 non-catalytic subunit beta. Lineage: Eukaryota; Metazoa; Chordata; Aves; Passeriformes; Turdidae. The coding region runs from base 69 to 1229 and encodes 386 amino acids. Gene Ontology annotation, biological process: isocitrate metabolic process; tricarboxylic acid cycle. The transcript has 12 exons. The record is from RefSeq and is a predicted model, not a curated record. Gene Ontology annotation, molecular function: oxidoreductase activity, acting on the CH-OH group of donors, NAD or NADP as acceptor; NAD binding; magnesium ion binding. Gene Ontology annotation, cellular component: mitochondrion.
CAGGCCCAGCGAGGCCCCGCCCCCUGACGUCACGUGCCGUACCCGCGGUGCAUUGUGGGCCCGCAAAGAUGGCGGCGCUCAGUGCGGGAAGGACGGCGGCGGCGGGCCUCCUGCGUGCCCAGAGCCUCGGCGUGUGGCGGGGGCUCGGCACCUCGGCCUCCCUCCUGCAGCAAGCCCAGGCCAAGUCCCACAAUGGCAAGGCCGAGGGGACGUUCCAGGUGACGAUGCUGCCCGGGGACGGCGUGGGGCCGGAGCUGAUGCACGCCGUCAAGGAGGUGUUCAAGGCUGGCAAUGUCCCCGUGACCUUCGACGAGCACCACCUGAGCGAGGUGCAGAACACGGCGAGCGAGGAGAAGCUGGACAGGGUGGUGGAUUCCAUGAAGGAGAGCAAGGUGGCCCUCAUUGGGAAGAUCCACACGCCCAUGGAGUACAAGGGAGACCUGGCGUCCUAUGACAUGAGGCUCAGGAGGAAGCUGGACCUCUUUGCCAACGUGGUGCACGUCAAGAGCCUCCCUGGGUACCAGACCCGGCACAACAACCUGGACCUGGUGAUCAUCAGGGAGCAGACGGAGGGCGAGUACAGCUCCCUGGAGCACGAGAGUGUCAAGGGGGUGAUUGAGUGCCUCAAGAUCAUCACCAGGGCCAAGUCCCAGCGCAUCGCCAAAUUCGCCUUCGACUACGCCACCAAGAAGGGCCGGGCCAAGGUCACAGCUGUGCACAAGGCCAACAUCAUGAAGCUGGGGGAUGGGCUGUUCCUGCAGUGCUGUAAGGAGGUGGCUGAGCUCUACCCCAAGAUCAAAUUCGACACCAUGAUCAUCGAUAACUGCUGCAUGCAGCUGGUGCAGAAUCCCUACCAGUUUGACGUGCUGGUGAUGCCCAACCUCUACGGGAACAUCGUGGACAAUUUGGCCGCGGGGCUGGUGGGCGGCGCCGGCGUCGUGCCCGGCGAGAGCUACAGCGCCGAGUACGCCGUGUUCGAGCUGGGAGCUCGGCACCCCUUUGCCCAAGCCGUGGGCAGGAACAUCGCCAACCCCACGGCCAUGCUGCUGUCGGCCUCCAACAUGCUGCGGCACCUCAACCUGGAAUAUCACUCCAACAUGGUCUCAGAUGCGGUGAAGAAGGUGAUCAAAGGUGGAAAAGUCCGGACCCGGGACUUGGGCGGUUACUCCACCACCUCUGACUUCGUCAAGUCCGUCAUUGACAACCUGCACCCCCACUAUGGGGCUUAGGACCCCCAGCAGCUCCCCCAGCGCUCAGCCCCUCCCCAGACCCCUCCCCAGGCAGGAGGGAGCCCCAGGAACCCCAGGAAUCCUUUCCCUACCCCAUCCCCAGCAGGGAUUGCUCCGUGCAGGCAGCCAGGGCGGAUUCAGGGGUCAUGGGGUGGUUUGGGGGGAGUGGGGCAGUGCCCCAAACGUGCAGGCAGCUCUUAAGGACAUUGGGACCACCCACCAUGGUUCUGGGAUCCCAGUGCCAUGGGAUCCUGUGAUUGUGGGAUCCCCACUAUGGGAUCAUUGUGACCCUUGGACCAAUGGGACUGGGGAUCCCUGUGAGAACAGGAACUGUGGGAUCCCAAUCCCAUGGGGUUCCUGUCACUGGGAUUCCCAUUCUUAUGGGAUCAUUGAUUGUUGGACCAGUGGGAUCUCUGUGAGAACAGGAACUCUGGGAUCCCAAUCCCAUGGGAUUCCUGUCACUGGGAUCCCCAUUAUGGGAUCAUUGUGACUCUUGGACCAAUGGGAUUGAGGAUCCCUGUGAGAACAGAAACUCUGCCUGUGGGAACCCCAUGGAAUCCCUGGGACUGUGGGACCAGUGUGGCUUGUGGGAUUCUCAUGGGACCACAACUGUGGGACCAGUGUGGUUAUUGGGAUCCCUGUGCCCCCAUUCCUGUGGGAUCCAUCCCAUCCAGCUCUCAGCAAUAACCAGGGUGCCAUCCUCACCCUCCACCCCCUUGGCAGCUGCUGGCUCAGGGUCCCCGUGCAGGGACAGUCCCAGGCAUGAGGUGACCCUGCAACACUCCAGACUUGGGGCAGCGUGGGGAGCUGCACCCUGUGCCCCCAGCCCCUGGGGAGUUCCAGGGCUCUGCCCCCUCCCCCCUGUGCCCCCUGGGCCAGGCCUGGUGCCACCCCUGGGCUCUGGGGCUGUGCCAUCGUGUCGUGUGUGUAUUCCUGCUUUGCUAAUAAAGGGUCCAACGCUUC